UCUCUGGCUAAGGCCAUGGGAAAAGGACCACCCUCUUUCGUCCAAACCAGUCCAAAACAUUUUCAGGCGGAUACCCGGAAAUGCGGGAGACCUAAAGACAUAAAAGUCUCAAAUAUUUAUUUGAGUGUCCAGUAUUUUAAAGUGUCUUAAUCGAGGUAAAGCAGAAGUAUAAGUGUACCGGAUUCAAGACGCGACCAUGACACUUCUUCAUGAGAUCGAAGGAUGGCUCACAUCUCUUAUGUUUUACGUGCUUUGUGUUGCUUUAAUCGCAUUUGUAGCAUAUUGUCUGUAUGUUAGACAUGUUCAUCAGAAAUAUGAUCAUAUACCUGGACCUCCAAGGGAUAAUUUUUUACUGGGACAUACAACUUUUAUUAAAGCACCUACGUCGGACAACAUCAUGCACAAUAUUUUACUGAACUGGGCAGAAAAAUACGGUCCUGUGUACAGACUGAACACCUUCCAUUAUGCUGUGAUCGUGAUUUAUUGCCCUGAAGCUACAAAGACAAUCAUGAUGUCACCCAAGUAUCCUAAAGAUCCCCUUGUCUACAAAACCCUCUUUAGCUUGUUUGGGAAAAGGUUCCUGGGAAACGGUCUGGUGACGUCUGUGGAUCAUGAUGCCUGGUACAGGCAGCGGCGCAUCAUGGAUCCGGCCUUCAGCAGCUCAUACCUGCGAGGUCUGAUGGGCACGUUUAAUGAGAUGUCAGAACGCCUCAUGGACAAACUGGAGGAAAACGCUGAUGGGAAAACUCCUGUUGUCAUGCAUGACCUGGUCAACUGUGUCACACUUGAUAUCAUUACCAAGGUGGCUUUUGGUGUUGAUUUGAAUAUGUUGAACGACACUGACUCCCCCUUCCAGACUGCAAUAGAGCUGUGUUUGAAAGGCAUGGUGUAUAAUCACAGGGAUCCUUUAUUUAGGCUCAACCCUAAGAACUGGAAGAUGGUGCAACAGAUUAAAGAUGCAGCUGAACUCUUACGUAGAACCGGAGAGAAAUGGAUACAAGACAGGAAGACAGCAGUGGAAAAUGGUGAAGAUGUCCCUAAAGACAUUCUCUCUCAAAUCCUCAAAACAGCUGAGGAGGAAAAAGCUAACAAUUCAGAAGAUCAUGAGCUAAUGCUGGACAAUUUUGUCACUUUCUUUAUCGCAGGGCAAGAGACAACAGCCAAUCAGAUUUCAUUUGCAAUCAUGGAAUUAGGGCGACACCCUGAGAUAUACAAACGAGCUAAAGCAGAGGUGGAUGAAGUCCUUGGAAUGAAAAAGGAAAUUUUAUAUGAAGACCUGGGAAAACUCUCUUACCUGUCUCAGGUGUUGAAGGAAACCCUGCGACUGUACCCCACUGCCCCAGCAACGUCUCGCUUGCUGCCUGAGGACAUGAUUAUAAAUGGACUGAAAAUCCCAGGAGGAUGCUCUGCUGUUUUCAGUUCCUAUGUCUCAUCAAGAAUGGAAAAGUUUUUUAAAGAUCCUCUGAAGUUUGAUCCUGAGAGAUUUGAUGUAAAUGCCCCAAAGCCUUAUUACUGCUACUACCCAUUUGCACUUGGACCCCGAUCCUGUUUAGGGCAGGCCUUCUCACAGAUGGAGGCAAAAGUUGUGCUUGCCAAACUGCUUCAGAGAUUUGAAUUCAGUCUGGUUCCUGGACAGUCUUUUGGCAUUAAAGACACAGGAUUUCUGCGCCCCCUUAGUGGAGUUAUUUGCAACCUUAAACAUUGUACAGAGGACAUGUUCUAGACCUCCUGUACUUGACAGUCUACUAACAUGCACUUUUCAGACAUUAAUCUGAAUGGAUUUUUAACAGCCUAAUAAUGAUGGGGUGAGAACCAGAGGGGCGUAAGUGACAUUUCACCAACUUUACAGGAGGGCCAGAACAAAUAAACUACUAUGGUUUGAUCUGACUUUCGGUACUAAUUUUUAUCUUUUAUAACUCUAAAUUGAUUAGAAAUUCGCAUGUGUCGUUUUGGCAGUAGAAGAUAUAUAUGUAUUAAUAUCUCCAUUUCACCCCAAAUGUCAUCUUCUGGUUUUUACCUCUUGAUAUACACUUUUUCUGUUUGCAAUAUGCUAUUUUGUUUUUUGUUUAACCCACCAAUACACAGCGAUUUUCCACCUUUAAUGCUUAUAUGAUUUAAAAACACUAGAUAACUGCAUGCUUAUUCUUUAUAUUUACAUUGUUUUGUCAAUGUCUGUAAAUGUAGAUAUUUAGACAGACAGAUGGAUACAAAGACAUUUCUAUUGUAGCCACAAAUGGAGGCUAGAGGUAGAUCUGUUAUGUAAAGAUCAAUUUAAAUAGGAAAUUAAUUACUGUAGUUUAACAUCAUAAUAAAACACUUCUUAACUGGAAA
This is a messenger RNA of Paramisgurnus dabryanus, 2331 nucleotides long. RefSeq names its product cholesterol 24-hydroxylase-like. Gene Ontology annotation, biological process: cholesterol catabolic process. The record is from RefSeq and is a predicted model, not a curated record. Gene Ontology annotation, molecular function: heme binding; cholesterol 24-hydroxylase activity; iron ion binding. NCBI's taxonomy places the organism in Eukaryota, Metazoa, Chordata, Actinopteri, Cypriniformes, Cobitidae.